This is a messenger RNA of Prosopis cineraria, 2856 nucleotides long. RefSeq names its product putative calcium-transporting ATPase 13, plasma membrane-type. NCBI's taxonomy places the organism in Eukaryota, Viridiplantae, Streptophyta, Magnoliopsida, Fabales, Fabaceae. Gene Ontology annotation, molecular function: ATP hydrolysis activity; ATP binding; P-type calcium transporter activity. Bases 1 to 2856 code for a protein of 951 amino acids. The transcript has a single exon. The record is from RefSeq and is a predicted model, not a curated record. Gene Ontology annotation, cellular component: intracellular membrane-bounded organelle; membrane.
AUGUCGGAGCACUUCGUCGGCGGCGAGGUGGAGCUACUAAUGAAGCCUUUUCUGCAAAACGAAGACAAUCGUCCCAAACCCUACAAAAGAUGGCAAUCUGCAUAUGUUAGUAUCCGUUGCUCGAGAGUUUUCUUGUCGUUGCCAUCAUCUGGUACUGUUAGCCAAGCCACCCUCACCCAUCUCAUGAAGAAGAAGAACGUAGAAACCCUACAGAAUCUUGGAGGCGUCCAUGGUGUGGCUUCUGCUCUAAAAACCAGCGUUGACUAUGGAGUCAGCGCCGUUGAGGAUGAUUCCAGCGACGUCGAGGGACGACAAAAAACUUUUGGUUCCAACACCUACCAAACACGACCUUCAAAAGGCUUCUUUCAUUUUGUGGAAAGGGCUUUCUUGGACCCCAUCAUUCUUAUUUUCUUGGCUUGUGCUGCUUUGUCUCUCGGCUUUGAAAUCAAAAGGUACGGAGUCAAAAAAGGAUUUUACGACGGUGGUACCAUUUUCGUUGCUGUUUCGUUCAUCAUUGCCGCAUGUUCCGUCAACAAUUUCAGACAGAACAGGUUGUUAGACAAGCUGUCGCAAGAUAGCAAUAAUAUCGUCCAAGUCGAAGCCAUACGCAGUGGUCGGCGACAACAAGUUUUGAUAUAUGACAUCGUUGUCGGCGACGUCGUGGUGUUGAAGAUCGGAGACCAGGUUCCUGCUGAUGGCUUAUUCUUGGAAGGAUAUUCUCUGCUAGUUGAUGAAAGCUUGACAAGUGGUGAGAGCCACCACGUUGAAAUUAAUGGCGACAAGAACCCAUUCUUGUUCUCCGGGACCAAAGUGGCUAAUGGAUUUGCCAAAAUGCUCGUUACUUCUGUUGGUAUGAACACGACACGAGGUCAAAUGAUGAGUCCCAUAAGCGGAGAAAACGAUGAAGAAACCCCUCUACAAUCACGCCUUAGAAAGCUUACUUCAACGAUAGGCAAGGCUGGUUUGUUUGUGAAUGUCCUACUAGUUCUCUACUUCACUGGCAACACAAAAGAUGAAAAUGGGAAUAAAGAGUUCCAUGGAAUUGUGAAUGGAGUUGUUGGAAUUGUUGCAGCUUCUAUUGCUAUUGUUGCUGUUGCGAUUCCAGAAGGGCUUCCUUUGGCUGUGACUUCAACUUUGGCUUACUCAAUGAAAAUGAUGGCUGGCAUGGCUAUAGUGAGGAAGCUCUCUGCUUGUGAGACAAUGGGGUCAGUUACAACCAUUUGUAUUGAUAAGACCGGGACUCUUACACUUAAUCAAAUGAAGGUGACUAAUUUCUGGCUUGGACAAGAACCUAUCAAAGGGAAAGCUCAUGAAUCAUUAAUGCAUUCAAAAGUUCUUCAACUAAUCCAAGAAGGGGUUGCCCUUAACACAAUAGGUAGUGUUUACAAGUUCAAAUCAACAGAUUCAGAAUAUGAGUUUACAAGUAAUCCGAUAGAAAAGGCCAUUAUUUCAUGGGAUGUUCUUGAUUUGGCCAUGAAUAUGGAGGAGUUGACACAAAAUUGUACCAUCCUUCAUGCUAAAACCUUCAAUUCAAAGAAGAAAAGAAGUCAUGUUGUGAUUAGAAGGAAAGCUGACAACAAAAUUCAUGCACAUUGGAAAGGAGCAGCUGAGAUAGUACUCAAAUUUUGUUCGAAGUAUUAUGAUGCUUCUGACAAUAUCAAAGAUCUUGAUAGUGACAAAAAGAUGGAGUUUGAGCAAAUCAUUCAAGGAAUGGCAGCCAGCAGCCUCAUAUGUAUUGCUUUUGCACAUUUAGAAGUGACAAAAGAAGAUGAACAAGGAAGCCAAAAGGUAAAAGAAGAAGGCCUCACCCUCUUAGGACUUGUUGGUAUUAAGGAUUCAUGCCAUCAUGGUGUCUAUAAAGAUAUACAAGAUUGCCAACAAGCAGGUGUAAAUGUAAAAAUGAUCACAGGAGACAAUAUUUUCACAGCUAUAGCCAUAGAGAGAGUGGAUAAAAUUUGCGUGAUGGCACAAUCCUCUCCCAAGGACAAGCUUCUUAUGGUUCAAUGCCUCAAACAAAAAGGUCAUGUAGUUGCAAUAAUAGGAGAUGAUGCAAAUGAUGCAAUGUCAUUAAAGAAAGCUGAUAUAGGGCUUUGCAAGAAGAUUCAAGGUAGUGAAGUUGCAAAAGAAAGCUCAGAUAUAAUUAUCUUGAAUGAUAGUUUUUCCUCAGUGGUCACAGUUCUAAAGUGGGGAAGAUGUGUCUAUCACAACAUCCAAAAGUUCAUUCAAUUUCAACUGACAGUAAACAUUGUUGCACUUACAAUUAAUUUUUUGGUUGCAGCAUCAACAAAUAAAGUGGCGUUAGCAACAGUUCAACUAUUGUGGGUGAACUUCAUAACAGACACUUUGGGCUCUCUAACUCUAGCAACAGAGAAGCCUACAAUAGAGUUACUGAACAAACCCCCAAAGGGUAAAACUGAGCCUCUCAUCGAUAUCAUCAUGUGGAGAAAUCUCUUAGCUCAAGCUUUGUACCAGAUCACAAUUCUAUUGACACUACAAUUCAUGGGUGAGGCUUUAUUUGGGGUGAGCUCAAAGGUAAAUGACACUUUGUUUUUCAACACAUUUGUGCUAUGCCAAGUGUUUAAUGAGUUUAAUGCAAGGAAGCUAGAGGAAAAGAAUGUGUUCAAGGGGAUUCAUAGGAACAAGUUGUUUCUAGGGAUGAUAGGGAUAACCAUUGUGCUUCAGGUAUUGAUGGUGGAAUUUUUGAAGAAAUUUGCAAACACUGAAAGGUUGAAUUGGGAGCAAUGGGGUGCUUGCAUUUUAAUGGCAGCUAUUUCUUGGCCUAUUGGUUGGGCUGUGAAGUUCAUUCAUAUCCCAGAGAGGCCAUUGCUUAGUUUCUUGAACAUGAAGAGGCAAUAA